Trichoderma breve is the source of this 1608-nucleotide messenger RNA. RefSeq names its product armadillo/beta-catenin-like repeat domain-containing protein. The coding region runs from base 1 to 1608 and encodes 535 amino acids. Lineage: Eukaryota; Fungi; Ascomycota; Sordariomycetes; Hypocreales; Hypocreaceae. Gene Ontology annotation, cellular component: nucleoplasm; nucleus; cytoplasm. The transcript has 4 exons. Gene Ontology annotation, biological process: NLS-bearing protein import into nucleus. Gene Ontology annotation, molecular function: protein binding; nuclear import signal receptor activity. The record is from RefSeq and is a predicted model, not a curated record.
AUGGCGGACCGAUAUAUCCCAGAGCAUCGCCGAACCCAGUUCAAGGCCAAGAACACAUUCAAGCCCGAUGAGCUCCGUCGCCGCCGUGAGGAGCAGCAGGUCGAGAUCCGCAAGGCCAAGCGCGAGGAGAACUUAGCAAAGCGACGAGGCAUUGGCUCUGGCGAGAGCCGUCCUGGCGCUGCUCUCGGCGCCGCCCCCGACAGCGACGAUGAGUCGGCUCCCACUGAGUCUCAGCUUAACGAGGAUCUUCCUCAGAUGGUUUCUGGCGUCUUCUCCGACCAGAUCGACCUCCAAAUCCAGGCCACCACCAAGUUCCGAAAGCUUCUGUCCAAGGAGCGCAACCCUCCCAUCGAGGAAGUCAUCAAGACUGGCGUCUUCGAAGCCGCCUGGGCUCUGACCAACAUUGCCUCUGGUUCUGCCACUCAAACCCAGGUCGUCAUCGAGGCUGGCGCUGUUCCCAUCUUCGUCGAGCUACUUGGCAGCCCCGAGCCCGACGUGCGAGAACAGGCCGUCUGGGCUCUUGGUAACAUUGCCGGCGACAGCCCCCACUGCCGUGAUUAUGUCCUCAGCUGCGGAGCUCUCAAGCCUCUGCUUAGCUUGCUCGGAGACAGCCGCAAGCUGAGCAUGCUCCGCAACGCAACCUGGACUCUGAGCAACUUCUGCCGUGGCAAGACCCCGCAGCCUGAUUGGAACACGAUUGCCCCGGCACUUCCCGUUCUGUCCAAGCUCGUCUACUCUCUUGAUGACGAGGUCUUGAUCGAUGCCUGCUGGGCUAUUUCUUAUCUCUCUGAUGGCUCCAACGACAAGAUCCAGGCCGUUAUCGAAGCUGGUAUUCCCCGCAGACUCGUCGAACUUCUCCUGCACGCAUCCACUUCCGUUCAGACCCCCGCUCUUCGAUCCGUUGGUAACAUUGUUACUGGCGACGAUGUCCAGACCCAGGUCAUCAUCAACUGCGGCGCUCUCCCAUGCCUCUUGUCUCUUCUGAGCUCUACCAAGGAUGGUAUUCGCAAGGAAGCCUGCUGGACCAUUUCCAACAUCACUGCCGGUAACUCGUCUCAGAUCCAGGCUGUCAUCGAUGCCAACAUUAUCCCUCCUUUGAUCCACCUCCUGCAGAAUGGUGAUCUCAAGACCCGCAAGGAGGCCUGCUGGGCCAUUAGCAACGCCACAUCCGGUGGCCUCCAGAAGCCCGAACAGAUCCGGUACCUCGUUGCUCAAGGCUGCAUCAAGCCCCUGUGUGACCUCCUUGCCUGCCCCGACAACAAGAUCAUUCAGGUUGCUCUUGACGGCCUGGAGAACAUUCUCAAGAUUGGAGAUUUGGACAGACAAGCUGCAGGUGACGGUGCCGAUUCCAUCAACCGCUAUGCGCUGUUCAUCGAGGAGUGUGGUGGCAUGGAGAAGAUUCACGAUUGCCAGAACAACGCCAACGAAGAAAUCUACAUGAAGGCCUACAACAUCAUUGAGAAGUACUUCUCUGAUGAGGAGGAGAACGCAGAUGAGGGCGCUUCUCAGCCCACUGGCGCUAACGGCACCUUUGGUUUCGGCACCAACGGCGCUGCGCAGUCGGGAGGCUUCAACUUUGCCAACGGCGGUGAUUCUAUGGACAUGUAA